GUGUCAGGAAGCAAGACAACCUAUGACUGGAUGCCUUAAAACUGGCCAGGAACAGACCCAUGGGGUGAUGGUUACACUGGCAAUUGUUACAUCCACGCAGAUGUGAAGAGUUGGGAUGGCGCAGAGGUCAAAGGAGAGCAGUGGCCGCAUCUGUCUUCCCACCUGGACGCAAGCACCGGACAGGGGUGGGGGGCUUUGUGACGUAGGCGCCCCAGAACCCAACACCUGCUGAGGCCCUAGGCCAGAUCAAAGCGGGUGGCCCCGCCGUGGGGGGAAGCGGGGCCAUGGCUGAGGCCGCCCAGCCCAGUGGGGAAUCCCAAGGCUCAGAACUUAUGAUCCAGAUCCAGCAGCCUGUGGAGAGAGCCCUGAGGACGCCAGUCAGGCGAGGUGCGCAGUCCGUGCUCAGAGUAUCCCAGCUGCUGCUCAGAGCCAUUGCAGGCCACCAUCACCUGACUCUGUCUGCGCUCAAGAAGGAGCUGGGAAACGCAGGCUACGAAGUGCGCCGGAAGAUCUCCUCUCACCACGUGGGGGAAUCCACCAGGUCGGAGAAAGGCACGCUCCUGAGGGUCAGUGGCAGCGACGCUGGUGGCUUCUUCACGGUCUGGAAGAUUUCAAAGCCGAGGAGAAAGGCAGGACGGUCCCGGGUGAUGCUGAGCAACCACUCUUCUGGGAAGACCGUGAUCAAAUCCCCCAGACCACGCAGGCCCCGCUCGCGUCGCAAGGCGGCCAAGAAGGCCAGAGAAGUCUGGAGACGCAAGGCCAGGGCUUUGAGGGCAAGGUCCAGGAGGACCAGAACAAGGACCAGAUCAAGGGCCACCUCAAGGGCUACUUCAAGGGCCACGUCAAGAGCCAGGUCAAGGACCAGGUCAAGGGCCCGGUCAAGGACCGGGUCAAGCGCCAGGUCAAGCGCCAGGUCAAGUACCAGGUCAAGCGCCAGGUCAAGCGUCAGGUCAAGGGCCAGAUCAAGGGCCAAGUCUAGAGCUAAGGACCUAGUGCGUUCCAAGGCCAGGGAACUGGCUCAGGCCAAGGAACAGGCUCGUGCCAGAGCCAGGGAACAGGCUCAAACCAGAGCCAGAACACACGAUUGUGUCAGGGCCAAGGCACAGGAGUGUGCCAGGGCCAAAGAGCUGCAGUACAUCAGGACCAAGGAGCAGGAGUGCGCCAAGGCCAGGGAACAGAUGUGUAUCGGAGCCAGGGAGGAAGCCAGGAUCAAGGCAAUCAACAACAGAGUACGGCCUACAAAGGAAGACACCAGUCCUUGGUCUGCAAACGAGAAGAUGGCAAGCUCCAAACCCAGGGAAGAGAAGAGACAGGAACCCGAGAGGCCAAUAAAACGGAUCAUCCAGAAGCCAGCUGUGGCCAAAGUGGAUAACGCUCCCAGCAAACCAGGAAAACCAUGCACAAAGUCUUCUGCCAAAAGUGGUCAUCCUAGGGGUUCAGGGAUUCCUUAAUGCCAGAGUUGUUCCUCUGGGCACUGUUGCCUUUCCAGAUGUGCUCCAAGGAGAUCAGCUCUCAUUGAAGCAAUUUACGAGACC
Messenger RNA from Arvicanthis niloticus (Nile rat), 1535 nucleotides. It is a transcript of the gene H1-7, whose product is annotated as H1.7 linker histone. The record is from RefSeq and is a predicted model, not a curated record. Lineage: Eukaryota; Metazoa; Chordata; Mammalia; Rodentia; Muridae.